AUGGAAGGUAGGAAUGGCAAUGAUAUUCGCGAUCAUUUACUCAAAAACAAACGCAAGCGCGAUACUUGUCUUCCUGCCGGUGUUCAAGGUUGUUUUACUGGUGGUACAACAAAAUGUUGCAGUGGUUAUUGUGAUUAUCCUAGUGGUAUCUGUUGCAAUAGUCUUGCUCAAGCUUGUACUAGUGACAGCCAAUGUUGUACUGGUUAUUAUUGUAAGGGCACUUGUGUUAGAAAGUGUCUUGCUACUGGUCUAACUUGUGGUGGCGAUCCAUGCUGUAGUGGUUAUUGUGAUUAUCCAAGUAAUGUUUGCUGUCUCGAUUUUGGCCAUGCUUGUACCGGUAGUGGUCAAUGUUGUAGUCGUUAUUCUUGUAAUGGUGGUAUUUGUCGCUAG
Messenger RNA from Didymodactylos carnosus, 390 nucleotides. NCBI's taxonomy places the organism in Eukaryota, Metazoa, Rotifera, Eurotatoria, Philodinida, Philodinidae. The record is from the annotation of a GenBank genome assembly.